Aspergillus clavatus NRRL 1 is the source of this 513-nucleotide messenger RNA. RefSeq names its product CybS family protein. The record is from RefSeq and is a predicted model, not a curated record. Gene Ontology annotation, biological process: mitochondrial electron transport, succinate to ubiquinone; tricarboxylic acid cycle. The transcript is spliced from 5 exons. Lineage: Eukaryota; Fungi; Ascomycota; Eurotiomycetes; Eurotiales; Aspergillaceae. Bases 1 to 513 code for a protein of 170 amino acids. Gene Ontology annotation, cellular component: mitochondrial envelope; membrane. Gene Ontology annotation, molecular function: ubiquinone binding; heme binding.
AUGGCUUCCAUUGCGCGCCAGUCUCCUUUCCUCAGGUCGUCCUGCCUGUCUGCUUUCCGGUCGCCCUUGGUGAACAGAAAUGUGUCGCAGGUUGUGGCUUUCCACGCUUCUGCGAAGAAGCAGAUUCUGCCUCCUCUGCCCCAGGUCAUUCAGGGAACCAUGAACGAUGCCGCUCCCAUCCCUAAACCUCACCCUUCGGAGGGUAGCUAUCACUGGAGCUUCGAGAGAUUCGUCUGCGUCGGUCUGAUCCCUCUGACCAUCGCCCCCUUCGCCGCCGGCUCCCUCAACCCUGUCAUGGACUCGGUCCUGUGCACUCUCCUGGUGCUGCACUCGCACAUUGGUUUCCAGGCCUCGAUCAUCGACUACUUCCCAAAGCGCCGUGUCCCGAAGACCGCCACAUUCAUGAGCUGGCUGCUGCGCGCUUUCACCCUCACGACUGCCGUCGGUCUCUAUGAGUUCGAGACAAACGACGUUGGUGUCACAGAGGCUAUCAAGAGAGUGUGGAAGGCAUAG